Molecule: messenger RNA, 1370 nt
Organism: Fukomys damarensis (Damara mole-rat)
Lineage: Eukaryota; Metazoa; Chordata; Mammalia; Rodentia; Bathyergidae
Gene: Rnase10
Product: ribonuclease A family member 10 (inactive)
Exons: 2
Coding region: 257-907 (216 amino acids)
Molecular function (GO): nucleic acid binding
Source: RefSeq, a predicted model, not a curated record
UUAGUUCAAAGUGUUUGUGGGAGCAGAAAGGCAAAUUGGCUUAGCAUGUGCAUUCAGUGCGAGGUGGGUGAAGAGAGAGGCGGAGGAGGUUUUAGGAAGUCAAACUGUGUUUAAGAGAACAUAGGCCACCAGGAGAUGAUCAUUUUUAGGCCCACCAGCCUCCAGGGCAGAACUCACAGAGAGCAAAACCCUGGGAGGGAAGAACUUAGGGAAGCGGACCCAAGAAUCUCCAAAGUUACGUAGGUGUGCAGGCAAUAUGAAGCUGACCCUGGUCCAGAUCUUUUUCAUCAUGCUUCUGCUGCUACUGGGCCUGGGGUUGGGCCUAGGGCUGGGGCUUCAAAUGGCUGCAGCAGUCCUGGAGGACAGUGAUCAGCCACUGAAUGAGUUUUGGUCCAGUGACUCACAGGACAAGGCUGAGGCCACUGAGGAGGGAGAGGGCACUCAGACCCCAGAAACCCUGGUGCUUAGCAACAAAGCAAUUGUGCAGCCUGGCUGGCCAGAAGAGACCAUCUUCAGUGAAGAUGAGGUCGGAGAGAGCCAGGGUCUCAGAGCGGAGGCCCUUUUUCAGAGCUACAGAGACUAUCUUAGGCUUGACUUGACAGCCAGAGAAUGUAAUGCCAUGAUGGCACCCAAGAUGAAGCAGCACAAUCACAGUUGCAUAACCGAGUACACAUUCAUCCAUGAGGAUCCAAGCGAGGUCAAAGCCAUCUGUAACAGUCCCACUGUUGCCUGUGAGCUCAAGGGGGCCAAAUGUCACAAAAGCCCUCGCCCUUUCGACUUGACAUAUUGCAAGUUGUCUAAACCAAGCCAAGUCACCCCUAACUGCAGUUACCUAACUUUCAUUAUGGAGAAGGUCAUUCUUAUAACCUGUAAGGAUAUGAAGCUCCAGUUAACAGCUAUACUAUGAGGCAAUUUAUCCUGUUCCUUCUCCACAUCCUAUUGUCCUCCAUUUGCUCUCCCAUUUCCAUUUUUUCUUGUUGCUCUCCUCUUCUCAAGUAUCCUGCAGAGAAGGUCUUGAGAAGAGCAGACAGAUUAUUCUUUAUCAUUAUCUUCCAAAAAUAAAAUUCUUCUUUGCCUUAGAGGUCAUGCAAUUUUUGUUUUGGUCCUGGGAACAGAGGUGGCAGAAUAGAGCAAAGAUGCCUAGUUUUUCUGCCUGUCUUGUCUAACCCUUUCCUUGGAAAGGGGUAAGAAGACUGCUGCUCUUGUUCCUACCAUGAUCCUUAUAAUCAGUCUGUUCCCUGGUCGGAGUUUACCUUUGGGUAUAAUUUAAUGCAUCCUUUACCCAUCUUCUCCCUGGUACCCACCUUGGGCUUCUAUGGCAAUUACAUGUCUCCUAGGCUUUGCACAAUUGCACUUCUCUGCUGUGUAUG